AUGGCAUCGUCGCAGAGGGCAAUCACCACGACUUCAUCGAGGUCCAGCCUAGGGUCCGCGCGGGGAGGGCACGCGUUCGAGAUAUCUGGGUACAGCCAGCACAAGGGCCUUGGCAUAGGGGAAUCCGUCCGCUCCGCCACCUUCACUGUCGACGGCUGCGAGUGGUCCAUCGUCUUCUACCCCGACGGAGAAAUGUAUGAAUACCAAGAAUACGUCUCGGUGUUUCUUGAGCUACUGACGUUGGAGGCCGACGUAAGAGCCGGCUUCGACAUGAUUCUGGUCGUCCCGUCGGACCGGGCCAGCACCAAGUUGAUCCAUCGGGUGGCUCCCAUGGUUUUCGGCCACAUACAACCCGACUGGGGGCUUCCCCAGUUCAUGAAGAGGGCAGUCUUGGAAUCAUCACCGUACCUGGAGGACGACCGCCUCGUGAUCAAGUGCGAGGUCACUGUCGUGAGGCAACCACAGGUGGAGGAGACUGCGCCGGACUUCGAGGUCCAGGUGCCGCCCUCUGAUCUGUACGACAAUCUUGGGAAACUGUUACAAUCAGGGGAGGAAGCCGUGUGGUUUUGUAUUGUGCUUGCAAUGCGGUCGCCGGUGUUCAAGGCGGAGCUUUAUGGGCCGAUGAGCGACAAAAGAACAUGGAGGAUAACCGUCAAGGAUAUGCAGCCUGCUGUAUUCAAGGCGUUGCUUCAGUUUAUCUACACUGAUUCCUUGCCUUCCAUGCUUGACCUCUGCGACAAUGACCAGAAAGAAAUGGUCAAGCAUUUGCUUGUGGCUGCAGAUAAGUAUGCCAUGGAAAGACUGAAGCUAAUCUGCGAAGGCAUUCUUUGUAGGAAUCUCGACGUUGAUUCUAUGGCGACGACAUUAGCUCUGGCUGACCAGCAUCAUUGCGGCAACCUCAAAGAAGCUUGUGUCCAAUUUCUCCUCACGGGGAGUAGAAUGGAUGCUGUGCUGGCAAGCAAAGGCUACACACACCUUAAAAGAUCUUGUCCUUCUGUCAUAGUUGAUAUCUUUGAGAGGGCAACUAAGUCUCGCAAGAUUUUGUAA
This is a messenger RNA of Triticum dicoccoides, 1047 nucleotides long. Its product is annotated as BTB/POZ and MATH domain-containing protein 2-like. Lineage: Eukaryota; Viridiplantae; Streptophyta; Magnoliopsida; Poales; Poaceae. Gene Ontology annotation, biological process: protein ubiquitination. The record is from RefSeq and is a predicted model, not a curated record. Gene Ontology annotation, molecular function: protein binding. The transcript has 2 exons. Bases 1 to 1047 code for a protein of 348 amino acids.